GUUGUCUUGGAGUGGAGUAGAGACCAGUAUCAUGUUAUGUUUGAUUCAUACAGAGACAACGUUGCUGGCAAAUCAUUUCAGAACCGGCUUUGUUUACCCAUGCCAAUUGAUGUGGUAUACACCUGGGUGAACGGCACAGAUGUUGAGCUGAUCAAAGAAUUGCAACAGGUCAGAGAACAGAUGGAGGAAGAACAGAAAAUAAUGAGGGAAAUCCUUGGAAAGAAUGCAACAGAACCAACAAAGAAGAGUGAGAAGCAACUGGAGUGUUUGCUGACACACUGCAUCAAAGUGCCAAUGCUUGUCCUGGAUCCUGCGCUGCCUACCAACGUCACACUGAAAGACCUGCUGUCCGUUCAUCCUGCUUUACAAGCUGCUAGCAAUAUGUUCUUUGUAGCAAAACCAAAAAAUCCUUCUACCAAUGUGACAGUGAUUGUUUUUGAUAGCCCUAAGGAUGUUGAAGCUGCCCAUUCUGGAAUGUUAAAAGACAACAGCAAACAGAUUGUAUGGAGAGGUUACUUGACGACAGACAAAGAAGUUCCAGGUCUAGUAUUAAUGCAAGACUUGGCCUUCCUGAGUGGAUUUCCGGCUACAUUCAAAGAAACAAAUCAGCUACGAACAAAACUACCAGAGAGCCUGGCCUCUAAAGUAAAACUGUUGCAGCUCUAUUCAGAAGCCAGCGUGGCUCUCUUGCAGCUGAAUAACCCUAAGGGUUUCCAAGAACUGAGCAAGCAAGCAAAGAAGAACAUGACUAUAGAUGGAAAAGAACUGACGCUUAAUCCUGCUUAUUUACUAUGGGACCUCAGCUCUGUCAGUCAGUCUAAGCAGGAUGAAGAUAUUUCUGCCAGCCGUUUUGAAGAUAAUGAAGAGCUGAGAUACUCAUUACGAUCAAUAGAGCGGCAUGCCCCUUGGGUACGACAUAUUUUCAUCGUCACUAAUGGGCAGAUUCCUUCCUGGCUUAACCUCGAUAAUCCUCGGAUAACCAUAGUGACCCAUCAGGAGAUAUUUCAGAAUGUGAGUCACUUACCUACCUUCAGUUCACCAGCUAUUGAAAGUCACAUUCAUCGUAUCAGUGGCCUCUCUCAGAAGUUUAUCUAUCUCAACGAUGAUGUUAUGUUUGGGAAGGAUGUUUGGCCUGAUGAUUUUUACAGUCACUCUAAAGGUCAAAAGGUUUACUUGACAUGGCCUGUGCCAAACUGUGCUGAGGGGUGUCCUGGCUCAUGGAUUAAAGAUGGUUACUGUGAUAAAGCCUGUAAUAACUCAGCAUGUGAUUGGGAUGGAGGUGAUUGCAUUGGUAACAGUGGGGGUAGUCGCUAUGUUGCUGGUGGAGGUGCAGUUGGAGGUAUCGGGAAUGGACCACCGUGGCAGUUUGGUGCAGGAAUAAGUGGUGUUUCGUACUGUAACCAAGGCUGUGCUAAUUCCUGGCUAGCAGACAAAUUCUGUGAUCAGGCCUGCAAUGUCCUCUCCUGUGGAUUUGAUGCUGGUGACUGUGGACAGGAUCACUUUGAAGAGAUGUACAAGGUGACACUUCAGCUUAAUCAGACCUACUACGUUAUUCCCAAAGGUGAAUGUCUGCCCUACUUCAGCUUCAGUGAAAUAGCCAAGAAAGGAAUUGAGGGUUCAUAUAGUGAUAAUCCAAUUAUCCGACAUGCUUCAAUCGCCAACAAAUGGAAGACUAUCCACCUCAUAAUGCAUAGUGGCAUGAAUGCAACUAUGAUCUAUUUUAACCUUACAUUUCUAAAUAAAAAUGAUGAAGAGUUUAAAAUGCAGGUAGCUGUUGAAGCUGAUACUAGAGAAGAACCAAAACUGAACACAACUUCCAUGCAAAAAUCUGACUCUGAUUUAAAAACUAUAACUUCAAUACCAGAAGCUGAAAUGAUAUUUGAGGAUAUUCCUGAAGAAAAACGCUUUCCAAAAGUCAGGAGACAUCGAAAUGGCACCAAAGAGAGUCUACAUGAAGAGGUAAUAAUACCAUCAGUAAAUGUGUCUCUUCUUCCUGAAGAUGUUCAGCUAGCACUGCAGAACCUGGACUUAAAACUACUAAAUGGUGAUAUCACUCAGAAAGGAUUUAACUUAUCCAAGGCUGCUCUCCUGCGACCUUUCCAAUUCUUAACUACAGUAAAGAGUAUUAUAGGCCUGGAAAAGAAGGGCAUGCAUAAUUCUUCAGAAGAUCAGAAGAACCAUACCAGCUGGCAGAAGCCUUAUAGAGAUGUCAACGAUAGCAAAACAAAAGCAAUAAAAACAAAUGAAGAAGUUCCUUCAAGGCUUACAGGAACAAAGGGGACUGUUGUGAAAAUGAACACAAAUAAACCUAUUUAUAAAAUAAAGCCUAAACCCACACUUCCCUCCCAGAGCAUGGGAAAUAAAAAUGAAACUCGAGAAAAAGUAUUGAAUGCUCUCAUAUUAAGGGAAACGCAGAAAUCAAAACAUACUGGGAAUUUAGAUACUAGAGAAGAUGCACAGGGUGUGGAAGGAGGAAAAGGGCAUGUGCAAGUGGAUACAAAUGUAAGGGAGGGCCUGGUGGGAAGAAAAUUACAGUCAUAUGCUGGAAGCUACCAAGGCUUUUUGCCAUGGGAGAAAAAGAAGUAUUUCCAGGAUCUUCUUGAUGAAGAAGAGUCACUACUCAAACAAAUGUCAUACUUUACUGAUGGCAAACAUUUUGGAAGGCAGCUGAAAGAUACAUUUGCUGAUUCUCUUCGAUAUGUAAAUAAGCUAUUAAACAGCAAAUUUGGAUUUACAUCUCGGAAAGUCCCUGCUCAUAUGCCUCACAUGAUUGACCGCACUGUUAUGCAAGAGCUACAGGAUAUGUUUCCUGAGGAGUUUGACAAGACAUCAUUUCACAAAGUGCGGCACUCAGAAGAUAUGCAGUUUGCUUUUUCAUAUUUCUACUAUCUUAUGAGUGCAGUCCAGCCACUGAACAUUUCUCAGAUCUUCAAUGAGGUUGACACAGACCAGUCGGGCAUUUUGUCUGACCGAGAGAUUCGCACAUUGGCUACGAGAAUCCAUGAACUACCAUUAAGUUUGCAGGAUUUGACAGGUCUAGAACAAAUGCUAAUAAAUUGCUCUAAAUCUCUUCCUGCCAACGUAACUCAGAUCCAUGUCAUUCCUCCAACUCAGGAAGCAUAUUAUGAUCCCAAUCUGCCUCCAGUAACAAAAAACCUAGUAACAAAUUGCAAACCUGUGACUGACAGAAUUCGUAAGGCAUACAAGGAUAAAAACAAAUACAGGUUUGAAAUCAUGGGAGAAGAGGAAAUUGCCUUCAAAAUGAUUCGCACAAAUGUUUCUCAUGUGGUUGGUCAGCUGGAUGACAUACGGAAAAAUCCCAGCAACCACCUUCCAAAGAAAAGGGUGCUGUAUUUGAGACUCACAUCUAAAUCUGAAUCUGUGUUGCAGAAGCAUUUAACUAUAGUCCUGAACCCAUUCUGUAAGACUGGGGUUCAACAAGACAUGAAAUAUCGAGAGUUCUCUGCUAGUUUAAUGAGUUUGACCUCAAAGAGGGGUCUAACAAGUGUCAAAAACAGAACAAGGAGGAAAAUAAAGAGCAGAAAAUUUGUUUGCCUAAAUGACAAUAUUGAUCACAAUCAUAAGGAUGCUCAGACAGUGAAAGCAGUGCUGAGAGAUUUUUAUGAAUCAAUGUUUCCCAUACCUUCCCAAUUUGAACUGCCAAGAGAAUAUCGGAACCGUUUCCUUCACAUGCACGAACUCCAAGAAUGGAGGGCAUAUAGAGACAAGCUCAAAUUCUGGACCCAUUGUGUUCUAGUAACACUUAUUGUAUUUACAAUCAUCUCAUUUUUUGCUGAACAGCUAAUUGCACUUAAACGAAAGAUUUUUCCAAGGAGAAGGAUCCAAAAGGAAGUUGGUCAUGAGCGAAUCAAAGUGUAAAAGAGCUUUAUUUUGGAGAUCAGUCUACCUCAAGAUGUGAUAAGCAUUUAAAAAUCUCUCUCAUAAGUGUCUUUUAUGGUUUGACAUUUAACUACGUUGAUACUGAGAAAAAAAAUCAUGCCUCUACAGUUAGAAUCUCUGCAGUACUCUUCAUGAUAUACAAGCUGCUGGACCUGUGACAGUGCAAAACAACAUGAAAAAUAAUUGCAGGAAUCCUGUACAUAGGCAGUUUUCAACAGAUCUUAACUUUACAACUGUUAGUUCAUGGCCAUGUUAUCCUUUUUUAUAAAAAGGGUUACCUAAAGGAAUGUAGCUGCAUUUAUUGCAGUAGGUGUGUUGCCAACUAGAUAAAAUCUUGGAAGGCAAAGUUGUUUGGGAUCAGCUUAACAGGUCCUUGAUCUUGCAUUCCAAAACAUUUUGCAAAUUUCUGUUGUUGCUGC
Antrostomus carolinensis (chuck-will's-widow) is the source of this 4319-nucleotide messenger RNA. It is a transcript of the gene GNPTAB, whose product is annotated as N-acetylglucosamine-1-phosphate transferase subunits alpha and beta. Gene Ontology annotation, molecular function: calcium ion binding; UDP-N-acetylglucosamine-lysosomal-enzyme N-acetylglucosaminephosphotransferase activity. The record is from RefSeq and is a predicted model, not a curated record. The annotation marks the transcript as partial. NCBI's taxonomy places the organism in Eukaryota, Metazoa, Chordata, Aves, Caprimulgiformes, Caprimulgidae. Gene Ontology annotation, biological process: N-glycan processing to lysosome; carbohydrate phosphorylation. The transcript is spliced from 23 exons. Gene Ontology annotation, cellular component: Golgi apparatus.